This is a messenger RNA of Gasterosteus aculeatus aculeatus (three-spined stickleback), 2254 nucleotides long. The record is from RefSeq and is a predicted model, not a curated record. Lineage: Eukaryota; Metazoa; Chordata; Actinopteri; Perciformes; Gasterosteidae.
UGGAAAUGCACUUUGUGCAGACUGAAGAUGAACUUGAUGGACGAGAAGAAAAGAUUAAAAAUACCAAAGUUUGGAAUCAAAAUGCCAAAAGUAAAAGGGACAGAAUUUGACUGGAGUUCAUCAAAGAAAGACAUUAAUGUCCCUCAACAACAGAUAACAGUUGAAGACAAACAUUCAGAAGCCCCUAAAAUUCAUGCGAGUCUUGGAAAAGCAGAAGUCUUGAUACCAGGGGCUAAGAUGGAGGUUAAAUAUCCCGAAAUGGAAAUCAGUCCUUUGCAGACCGGCAGUGAACUUAAAGGACACAGAGGCAAGUUCCAAAUGCCAAAGUUUGGAAUCACAACACCAAAAGUAAAAGGACCUGAAAUUGAUUUAAGCUUCUCAAAGAAGGACGUAGAUGUGACACUACCACGGGCUGAAGCUGAGGUUAAACUCCCGGAAGCUCCUAAAAUUGCUGUGGAUAUGAAACCAGCAGAGUGUGAAGCAGAAAUAGACGGACAAGGAGGCAAGUUUAAAAUGCCAAAGUUUGGAAUCUCAAUGCCAAAAAUAAAAGGACCUGAAAUUGAUUUAAGCUCAUCAAAAAAAGAUGUAGACAUCUCAUUACCAGAAGCCAAGGGUGAAGUCAAUCGCCCUCACGUGGAACUCCAAGAAACGCCUACUGAAGUGGAAAUCAAAGCUCCUGAGACUGAAGCUCAAACAAAGAGUGUGAAGGAAUCAACAUCAAAAUUUAAAUUGCCAACAUUCAAAUUUCCCAAAUUUGGAGCCGCCACUCAAAAUAUAAGCACUGAAGUACCUGAUAUAGACAAAGAAAUCACAAUUGAUGGAGCUCACCUGGACUUAUCCGCGCCACGCAGAGAUGUUGAUGAACCAGGAGUUAAGGCAGAGGUCCAUCUGCCAGAGGUUCACGUCGAAAUUCCCUCAGCUGGCGUUGUGAUACAACAACAGCCAGGUGUUGAGGUAGAUGCAAAACUGAAGAAACCAAGGUUUUCACUAGGCAGAUUUUCUUUUUCAAAAACAAGUGGUAAAGCCCCAGAAGUUGACGCCAAUCUUCAGGAUUUCAAUGCUCCGAUCCCAGAGGCAAAGGUGGAAGUGAACAGAGAGGAAUUGGAACUACCAGAGUGUGAAGCGGAAGUUAAACAAAGUGAGUUUAGCAUCUCAAUGCCCCCAGUCACAGGACCUGAAAUUGACUUAAGUUCAUUAAAAAAAGAUAUAGAUUUCGCAUUAACAGAAGCCAAAACUAAAAUUAAACUCCCAAAUGUUGAAGUCAAAGACCCUCAAGUGGAAGUUAAAGCUCCCGAGAUCAAGAUGGAAACAAAGGCUACAGAAGGUUCACCGUCGAAAUAUAAGAUGCCGACAUUCAAAUUACCAAAAUUUGGAUUUGGUUCCUCAAUUGCCACCGUUGAUGUGACCAACAAAGAGGUCAAUAUUGAUGGAGCCGAAAUUGGCAUUCCUGAAGAGGUUCUUGCAGUUGAUAUUGCAGCACCCAGUAUUGACGGUAAAGACCCUUCAAUAUAUUUUAAAACUACCGGAACUGAACUUGACGGAAAAGAAAGCAAGUUUAAACUUCCAAGUCUCGGUUUUUCUGGGCCUCAAAUAAAACAGCCUGACAUUGAUUUAAGCUUAUCAAAGAAUGAUGCAGAUGUCAAACUCCCUCAUUUUGAGCUAAAAGAAACUUCUGCUAGAGGCGAAAUUGAACCUCCUGAGAUCAAGGUUGGGACAGAUGGAUCACCAUCAAAAUUUAAGAUGCCGACAUUCAAAUUACCAAAAUUUGGAGUUGGAAUUCCGAGUGCCACCAUAGAAGUGCCUGACAAAGAAGCCAUAAUUGAUGGAGCUGUCAUUAAAAUUCCUGAAAAGGCUCCAUCAGUUGACCUUACAGCACGCAGCAUUGAGAUUGAAGACCCAUCAAUUGAACUUGAACGAAAAGGCACCAAGUUUAAACUUCCAGGUUUGGGUUUUUCUGGGCCUCAAAUCAAACAGUUGACAUUGAUUUAAGUUUAUCAAUGAAAGAUGCAGAUGUGACUCUACCAGAAGCCAAAGCUGAUGUCAAACUUCCCGAUGUUGAACUAAAAGAAACGUCUGCUGAAGUGGAAAUUAAAGCUCCACAGAUCAAGAUUAGGACAAAAGCAGAUGGAUCACCAUCAAAAUUUAAGAUGCCGACAGUCAAAUUACCAAAAUUUGGAGUUGAAACUCCAAGGGCCACCAUAGAAGCUCUUGAUCUGGAUGGAGACAUCAAUAUUGAUGGAGCUGACAUAAAAAG